This is a messenger RNA of Sorex fumeus (smoky shrew), 2167 nucleotides long. RefSeq names its product cyclin dependent kinase 5 regulatory subunit 1 (gene CDK5R1). Gene Ontology annotation, cellular component: protein kinase 5 complex; cytoplasm. Gene Ontology annotation, molecular function: cyclin-dependent protein serine/threonine kinase activator activity; protein kinase binding. The coding region runs from base 308 to 1231 and encodes 307 amino acids. NCBI's taxonomy places the organism in Eukaryota, Metazoa, Chordata, Mammalia, Eulipotyphla, Soricidae. The record is from RefSeq and is a predicted model, not a curated record. The transcript has 2 exons. Gene Ontology annotation, biological process: activation of protein kinase activity; brain development; positive regulation of cyclin-dependent protein serine/threonine kinase activity.
GAGCGCGCGCGGCGGCGAAGGCGGCCGGGCGGGGGGCGGGGCCGGCGCCUGCAGAACCUUGGACAGAAGCUCCGGAGCUGCCGCCGCCGCCGCCGCCGCCGCCGCGCGAGCCCCGCCGAGCCCCGCCGAGCGCCGCCGGGCGCGGGAGCCGCCUUCCGCCGGAUCCGAAGGGGCCCGCCCGCAUCCCGGGAGCGCCCCCGCCUCGUCCCCCGGGCCGCCGCCGCGGGCUCGGUGAGCCGCUCCCUUCCUCGGGCCGGCAGGCUGGGCGCGCAGGGGCGCGGGUCCCCGCGCGGCGCGCAGCGGCACCAUGGGCACGGUGCUGUCCCUGUCCCCCAGCUACCGGAAGGCCACGCUGUUUGAGGAUGGCGCGGCCACGGUGGGCCACUACACGGCCGUGCAGAACAGCAAGAACGCCAAGGACAAGAACCUGAAGCGGCACUCCAUCAUCUCCGUGCUGCCGUGGAAGAGGAUCGUGGCCGUGUCGGCCAAGAAGAAGAACUCCAAGAAGGUGCAGCCCAACAGUAGCUACCAGAACAACAUCACGCACCUCAACAAUGAGAACCUGAAGAAGUCGCUGUCGUGCGCCAACCUGUCCACCUUCGCCCAGCCCCCGCCAGCCCAGCCGCCCGCGCCGCCCGCCAGCCAGCUCUCAGGCUCCCAGACCGGGGUGUCGUCCUCCGUCAAGAAGGCCCCGCACCCCGCCGUCACCUCGGCAGGGACGCCCAAACGGGUCAUCGUCCAGGCGUCCACCAGCGAGCUGCUGCGCUGCCUGGGCGAGUUCCUGUGCCGCCGGUGCUACCGCCUCAAGCACCUGUCCCCCACGGACCCUGUGCUCUGGCUGCGCAGCGUGGACCGCUCGCUGCUGCUGCAGGGCUGGCAGGACCAGGGCUUCAUCACGCCCGCCAAUGUGGUCUUCCUCUACAUGCUCUGCAGGGAUGUCAUCUCCUCCGAGGUGGGCUCCGACCACGAGCUCCAGGCCGUCCUGCUGACCUGCCUAUACCUGUCCUACUCCUACAUGGGCAACGAGAUCUCCUACCCGCUCAAGCCCUUCCUGGUGGAGAGCUGCAAGGAGGCCUUUUGGGACCGCUGCCUCUCGGUCAUCAACCUCAUGAGCUCCAAGAUGCUGCAGAUCAACGCUGACCCCCACUACUUCACACAGGUGUUCUCCGACCUGAAGAACGAGAGCGGCCAGGAGGACAAGAAGCGGCUCCUGCUCGGGCUCGAUCGGUGAGCCCGGGAGCCUGCGUCCUGGCUCCAGGAUUCAAUUCAUUUAAGAAACAAAAAAUUUAUUACGAUACCAAUCAGAUUUUGUGUACAGUCUCCGUCUAGCGAAGCCGCCAAGGGCCUCUCUCCCUCCCCACCAUCUCUCCUGGGGGUUUCUCUUCAGCCCUUGCCAAGAAUUCCGGGCGCCGCCGUUGAACUCCCGCGAACCGUGUGUGAAACCCAGAAGAUGUCUACCCCAGCCGCUCAGGCCCCUGGCCUCACCCUGCGGGGAGCUGGAAGGCGUGAGCCACCCUGGUACCCCCACACCCCUGCAGGCUGGAGAAGGGCCUCUGUCUGUUUGGGCCCCGGAGGAACGGGCCUUUCUGUGCGCAGGCCCUGCCCUGGCUCCUGUUUGGGGCUGUGUUCUCUCCCCGGGGAGCCAGCCCCCCUGACUGAGCCGUGCCAGAGGCCCUCUGCACUCUGCAGCCCCCUGGAGACGCUGGCCUGGGGCUGGGACUCUGUCCUGUUGUUGGGCCAUGCAGGACCCUGGUUUGCUCUUUUCUUUUUUAGGGAGAAGGGCUUUCCUUUAGUGGGGACGUGGAACGUGCCCGACCCCACCCCACCUGGCCCCCCGCCUGGUCCCUUUGUCCCCUGCUACCAGCUGUGUUGGUAGUGUUGGUUAAUGAGCUGGUUUGACUCAUUAAGUUCUUUCAUUUUGGGUCCCAGCUCAAGGGGUGGGGUGAAGCUGAGGACAGCUCCUUUCCUGGGUGAAUCUGUCAUUUGAAUAAUGCAGCUUAGUCAUCCUGAGGGGAAGGCCAGGACAGCUGCAGGUGCCCAUUAUCGACAGCCCGCCUGCCUUCUGGGCGGGCGGGGGCGCCCUGCCUGCCUCUGAGCUGGGGCCUGUCUCAGGGCUUGGGCUUCUUGGUGGUGCACAUGACAAUUGUCCUGCAGACCUGGGGUGGGG